Messenger RNA from Hermetia illucens (black soldier fly), 1103 nucleotides. RefSeq names its product antigen 5 like allergen Cul n 1-like. The transcript has 3 exons. The coding region runs from base 107 to 958 and encodes 283 amino acids. The record is from RefSeq and is a predicted model, not a curated record. NCBI's taxonomy places the organism in Eukaryota, Metazoa, Arthropoda, Insecta, Diptera, Stratiomyidae.
GUGUUUGGAAAGGUGUUAAAAGGAACCCCAACUAAGAUUUUUGCAAUCAGUUCGAGCGGAACCUCGACCCUUGAUAGUUAGUCCGCUUAGUUCUUCAGGAAGAGUCAUGGAUCGUCGCAGUGAAGUGUUACUUAGAGUGAUAUCAAUAAUAGUGUGUGGUUUAGGGGUUGUACGAUGUGAUUCGUUCUAUUGUGAUCCCGAACUUUGUAGAUUUUGGAAUGGGACGGAUUAUAACUAUGAAGACCACAUAGCAUGCGGAAACAAUGGUUCCUUAUCGGAGGAUUGUCCUGAAGGCGCUACCAUGGUUAACAUGAGUCAGCGGCGUAUAAACCUUCUAUUGGAUCUCCACAAUGCUGCAAGGAAUAGAAUAGCUUUGGGUAAAAUUGAGGACUAUUUGCCAGCUGAGAGUAUGCCUAUUCUGAAGUGGGAUCGCGAGUUGGAGUACAUUGCGAGUUUGAAUGUGAAAACGUGCAAAUUUGCUCAUGAUGGCUGUCGGAAUACUUAUAAAUACCCGUACUCAGGACAAAACAUCGCUAUUAGCACUCAAAAUCCUCCAUUCCAUUCGAAUUCAAAACGAAUGAAGAAGGCUGUUGCCAGAUGGUUCUACGAAUAUGUCGACGCAAAUCAAACAUUCAUCGAUGAAUUUAGUGGUCAUCCAGAAGGUAAACAAAUUGGUCAUUUCGCCAUGAUGGUUGCUGAUCGAGCUAAACGCGUUGGCUGUGCUGCGAUUCGAUACUGGCUUGGUGAAAAAGGUCUGGCAUUCCUGAUGACAUGCAAUUACGACUUCACUCCAAUCUACACCGAACCUAUCUACAAAACAGGAGAACCAGCCUCAAAAUGUUCCAAGACUAGCGAGAAAUUCACAGGACUCUGUGAAUGGGAUGAAGAUUACGAUACCAGCGAAGAGAGUAACGAAAUAUUCGGUAAUGAAAUAGAUAGUGUCCCUUCGUUGUUGUAGGAAUACAAACUUUGCUGCCAAUUAGGUUAAGAUAGAAUUUAUUGAACAAGUUGCGUUUGUUGCAAUGUAAUUAAAAGUAUUAUAUUUCCUAGACUUGUAAGCCGUUGAAAUCAUGUUAACAAUAAAUUUUUAUUUUAAAUGCAAA